AAUGAACUCGACCUUCUCUUUCUUGGGGGCAGCCCUGAUCAUCUGUCGCACCGUCUUCUCGCAGAAGGGACAUCCUAGCCCCUGCUAUGAGCGUAGGGAGUCAGAUAGCGGGAGGCAGACUUGCCGAGAUGCCUUUGGAAAGCGAUGAUGCGCGAAUUUGACGAUGUGCUCCUCAGGUCAUCUGUCUGAGGGGCAGCAUUGCCUGCCGUCGGGAAGCCUCGGACAACCUCGUGCUCUUGUAGCGGCAGAAGAGACUUGACAUCCGCCCAGAUCCACGACAUCCUCGCAACCCAGGCCAAGCCAAGCCAAGCCGUCGGUCGCUCGGUGGCACUCGCACUUUCUCGAAGUUUCGUUGUCGCGACGGGCGAUAAUCGAUAAAGACGAGAUCAGCUGGCAGGGAGCGGGCAAGCAUGGGCAAGGACUACUACAAGUCACUCGGCGUCGACAAGACUGCCACCGACGAUGAGCUCAAGAAGGCCUACAAGAAGAUGGCGAUGAAGUGGCACCCCGACAGGAAUGCGGGCAAAGAAGAAGCGGCAGGGAAGAAGUUCAAGGAGAUCUCAGAAGCGUAUGAAGUGCUGUCCGACUCGAACAAGCGUGCAAUUUACGACCAAGUGGGCGAGGAAGGCCUCAAGGGCCGGCCCCCUCCCGGUGCUUCAGCCUCUGGCUUUGGCGGUAUGCCAGGCGGAGGCGGGGGCAACCCAUUUGCAUCCUUUGGCGGAGGCGCAGGCGGUCCAGGCUUCUCGUUCUCGAGUAGCGGCGGUCCAGGCGGUUUCCAGCCAAGCGAUCCCACGACAAUCUUCGAACAGAUGUUCGGUAGCGCAUUCGGAGGCGCAGGUGGGGGAGGAGGCAACCCUUUUGCUUCCUUCGCCGGCGGACAGCCAAGGAGAGCGCAGAGCGGCAUGCACCCCAUGGACGUCGACGACGACAUGGCUGGCAUGUUUGGAGGCGGAGCAUCAGGCAUGCCAGGUGGGAUGCCCAACGGCAGGGGGACGCCAGAACCCAUCAAGGCGCCGGAAAUCACUCGACCGCUACCUGUCGACCUCGAAUCAUUAUACACAGGCACCACCAAAAAGCUCAAGAUUAGCAGGAAGACGCUUUCCGGCGCACAAGAAGAGAAAGUGCUGGAGAUUGUCAUCAAGCCAGGCUGGAAAGCAGGCACGAAGAUUCGCUUCAAUGGGGCAGGCAACGAGGAAAGGACUUCUCGAGGCACGACCUCUCAAGACAUCGUCUUCGUCGUCGAAGAGCGACCCCAUCCGACGUUCAAGCGCGAUGGCGACGACCUCGUCUACCCACUACCUGUACCCCUUGCGGACGCCUUGGCAGGAACAACGGAGAAGAAACGGAGCGUCAAGCAUCUCUCCGGCGAAGUCAUCACAUUCAACGUGCCCUUCCCAAAUCCGCAAACGGGCGGCAUUCCUUUGAAACCAGGCCAGGAAAUCAGAGUGCCCGGCAAAGGGUUCCCGAUCACACGCAAAGGCAGCGGAAAAGGCAAAGGCGACAUGGUCGUCAAAGUCGACCUACAAAUGCCUGCCAGGGUGACAGCGGAGCAGGCGCUGCAACUGCGCAAUCUGCUGUGAAGUACGGUUUGGAUCGACCAGCAUAUGUGUGAAAUUUGUGUAGCAUUGUAUAUCUCGUACAACAGCCUUGCUUCUCGCGUUAU
Messenger RNA from Mixia osmundae IAM 14324, 1663 nucleotides. RefSeq lists its product as uncharacterized. The transcript has 4 exons. Gene Ontology annotation, biological process: translational initiation. The record is from RefSeq and is a predicted model, not a curated record. NCBI's taxonomy places the organism in Eukaryota, Fungi, Basidiomycota, Mixiomycetes, Mixiales, Mixiaceae. Gene Ontology annotation, molecular function: protein-folding chaperone binding. Gene Ontology annotation, cellular component: cytosol. Bases 411 to 1580 code for a protein of 389 amino acids.